Chrysemys picta bellii (western painted turtle) is the source of this 1066-nucleotide messenger RNA. The record is from RefSeq and is a predicted model, not a curated record. Lineage: Eukaryota; Metazoa; Chordata; Testudines; Emydidae.
GAUCCCUUCCCCCCUCUGGGCCAGGUCCCCCCCACUCUGUCUCUCCCCGUUCACGCCCCGUGUCUCCGCAUCACCCCACAGACGCCCCCACAGGUGUCCGCGUUACGGCAGCGCCGGGCACCAGCCCACAGGAAGGGGAAUCGGUGACACUAACGUGCAGUUACAACAGCAGCCUCCCCGCCCCCAACUCCUACGCCUGGUACUGGGGCGGCCGGCAGCUGGAGGGAUCCCGGCAGGAAAUGGUGUUGAAGAGCAUCACGGCGGGGCAGGCUGGGGAGUAUCACUGUCAGGCCGCCAAUGGGAUCAACCAGUCGCAGUCCUCCUCCAUCACCAUCACUGUCCGGUAUGCCCCCAAAGGUGUCCGCGUUACGGCAGCGCCGGGCACCAGCCCGCAGGAAGGGGAAUCGGUGAUGCUAACAUGCAGUUACAACAGCAGCCUCCCCGCCCCCAACUCCUACACCUGGUACCGGGGCAGCCAGCAGCUGGAGGGAUCCCAGCAGGAAAUGGUGUUGAAGAGAAUCACGGCAGAACAGGUUGGGGAGUAUCGCUGCCAGGCUACCAAUGGGAUCGGCCAGUCCCGGUCUUCCCCCAUCACCAUCACUGUCCGGUUCCCCGGGGCUCCCGCGUACAUCAUAGGACCUACAGUUGUGCUUGUCCUGUUGCUGCUGGUGGGACUGGUCGGCGUCAUAGCUUGGAGGAAGAUGCAGCGCAAACGCCAGGGAAUGAGCAGCAAUCCGCACCCGCCGGGCCCGGGGGAGACCCCGAUGUCUGAUCGCAUCUAUGAGAACACCCAGCACCAUGGCAUGGGGAAACCAGCCCGCCUGGCCCCACCCAGGGCCCCCAGUGCCCCCACCGAGGUGUGCCCGGGCUCUCCGGAUGGCACCAGGCAAUCCCACAUCUACAGCCAGCCGAUGAACAUGGGUAAAGUACUGCAGGGUGACCCGGACGAGGUCCACUACUCGGCCAUCCAGUUGCAGCCUCCCCCCCGGAGAGCGGAGCCUACUGCCGACCUCACCUGCGAAUACGCUGCUAUUAAGCGCUAGCAUCCAGCUGCGGCUCCCCCCAC